AUCCUUGCUGUCCCAGAACCUGAGCGAGGCCAGAGGCGCAGGAGGACCAAGUCUGACAAAUAUCAAUACAUGAUUCUUAUAGAGGCCUUCCAAACAGACCCCUAUCCUGGAAUUACUGUCAGAGAAGAACUGGCCAGAAAAACACAGAUUCCCGAGCCACAAAUCCAGGUUUGGUUUCAGAACCGGAGAGCUCGUAUACCGAAGAGAAGCCAGAGGAGGCCCAGCGUGGAGGCAGCCUGGGCGCAGGCGCCGAUCCUAGGCCCCGGUCAGUGCGGUGUGCUGGCCCCUGACUACUCCUGCCAGCAGGGCUUCCCAGGGGUCCCGAGCAACGUGGGCAGCUUCUCUUGGGAAUCGAAGGUCGCUUCGGGCCAAACUCUCCUCUGGGGGCACGCUGGUGUCCCGGGCGCAAAUGUGGCCCCCGCUGACCUGGAGAUGGCAGUCAGCACGCCGGGCCAGCCUUACGCAGACGUCCCUUGCUCUCUGCCCUCGGGCUCAGCACUGCUUCCAGGUCCCACUUGCCACCAGCCCUUCCCGCACCUGGAAGCUGACAGUGCUGGGCAAGUUCGUCCCGGGGCACCCGGCUUGCUCUCCGCGCACGGGGCCUGCGUCCUGCCGGAGCCAGGGCCGCGCCUUCCCUCCGCAGAGCAGCAGCCGAGCAGCUCUGGCCCCACCCCGCGUCUCAGGCUCUUUCCUGGCCGCAGCCACAGCCACAGCCUUCGCAGGGUCCCGCUGAGCGCUAGGAGCGGGUUCAAUCUCUUCCUCCAGAAUCCAACCCGCACGGGAGGCCCCAGCAUCCCCGCCCCAGCGGCGGCUGUGGGGUCUGCACCUCUGGGGGCUGCACAGCAAACCCCUGGAAAUGACCUCUCAGUGUCGGGCGAUGGGAGACAGAUGAACUAA
Messenger RNA from Cercocebus atys (sooty mangabey), 897 nucleotides. RefSeq names its product double homeobox protein 4C-like. Gene Ontology annotation, molecular function: DNA binding. The transcript is spliced from 4 exons. The record is from RefSeq and is a predicted model, not a curated record. The coding region runs from base 70 to 897 and encodes 275 amino acids. NCBI's taxonomy places the organism in Eukaryota, Metazoa, Chordata, Mammalia, Primates, Cercopithecidae.